AUGUUUGACCUCGUGGGCCAAACCGGGUUAAACACUCGGGUAUCUACCCAAGACAUAAACUUUACCGAAUCCUCUCGUCAGGGAGAUCGUAGCCCUACACACAACAUCCGAAACCAACCACCUCAUCCUCGAACCAGGGAGGACCUGACCCCUACACACAACAUCCGAAAACAAACACCACAUCCUUUAUUCAAGGAGGACCAGACCCCUACACACAACAUCGGAAACCAACAACCUUGUCCUCUAGUCAGGGAGUACCAGACCCCUACACACAACGUCGGAAACCAACAACCUUGUCCUCUAGUCAGGGAGUACCAGACCCCUACACACAACGUCGGAAACCAACAACCUUAUCCUCUAGUCAGGGAGUACCAGACCCCUACACACAACGUCGGAAACCAACAACCUUAUCCUCUAGUCAGGGAGUACCAGACCUCUACACACAACAUCCGAAAUCAACCGCUUCAUCCUCUAGUCAGGAAGGACCAGACCCCUACAUACAACAUCUGA
Molecule: messenger RNA, 510 nt
Organism: Mizuhopecten yessoensis (Yesso scallop)
Lineage: Eukaryota; Metazoa; Mollusca; Bivalvia; Pectinida; Pectinidae
Exons: 1
Coding region: 1-510 (169 amino acids)
Source: RefSeq, a predicted model, not a curated record